AUGUCCUUGGCUGGUGCUAUCAAUGUCGGAAAAUAUAACAAUAAAGGAGAGUUAGAAUACGAUCAUGAUGUUCAAGAAUUUGAAAACUUACCUUUUAAAAUUAAAGUUGAAACACUUAAGAAUGAAGAUAACGCCACAAGACUCUUUUUUUUCGAUUACGAUCCAGAAAAAAAGAUUGAGGUUCCCGAAGGUAUUAUUGUUAAAGAUGUAACCUUUGCAAGAAAAAUAAUUAAAGAUCCGCUUCCCGAUACAAAUUAUUUCUUAAUUACUCAUCCGAUGAAAUACGUUGUAUACUAUGAUCCUGUUAAAAAAAGAAAAACAACUAAACGAACAAAAAUCUAUUCUAUUAAUUCCCAAAAGAAAUAUAGUAUUCAUAAUUUUAGAAAGACUAAUGAGAUUUUAGAAAAGGAAUGUGAAAAAAGAGAAAAAAGAGAAAACAAAAGGUUAGAUAAUGCAAUCAAUAGCAUCACAGCUCAACUUUUGGCAAAAAUUAAUGAAUUAAUUAAAAUGUUCGAGGAACAAAAAAAUGAAAUGAAAAAAAACCAUGCUAAUGAAAUCAGUCUUUUCCGAGAAAUAAUUACCGCAAAAGAUAAAGAAAUUACAAAUUUGAUAUCUACAAAAACAACUGAAAUUACAAAUUUGAUGUCUAUUAUUGAUAAUCACUCUAAAGAAAUUGAACGAAUUUAUGAAAUGAGAAAAAAACAUGAAUAUGAAUACAAUGAAAGAUUGAAAGAAAAAGAUAAAAUCCACAAACGUGAAAAAGAAGAAAGAGAACGAACUUACAAACGUGAAACUGAUCUUUUACAACAAACCAUCGAUCGUUUGGAACAAACUAUUCGCUCCUUACAAACUCAAAUUAGUGAAAAUAUUUCUCCUAAUGAAUAUCA
Molecule: messenger RNA, 887 nt
Organism: Racocetra fulgida
Lineage: Eukaryota; Fungi; Glomeromycota; Glomeromycetes; Diversisporales; Gigasporaceae
Source: the annotation of a GenBank genome assembly